CCUAGCCAGCCUCCAUCUCUGCUAGGGUCUCAUGCUAACUGUUGUUGGGGUAUCACUGUUUGUACAAAGACAUAAAAUACCCUUUGGUACAUGCACUGCGGCUCUCCUGAGACUCAUGGAUGUGAGUCGAAGCUAACGUGGUGAUUUUAAACCACCAUGAAUGAGAAAUCUUCCUGUAAAUGCCCUGGACAAGAGUGGAGCAGUUUCCAGUGACGUUCUCUGGAAUAAAUCAGAAGUCAAACUUUGUUUUGAUGAAAAGGACAAUCACGCCGCAGCAGGACAACCUAAAGCGCAACGAAACAGGACAGGAAACGUUUCCGCCAAAUUUGUCAAAUAGAUUUCACAAUUCAGAGCCAUCAAUGCCAGCACAUCAACAAGCACAGCAGAGCAGUGAAGCCUUUCAAAUGUUCCUAUUGUUGGUAGAGGUUUACCUUUCGAAACCCUCUGAUUGUUCACCUGCGAAGCCACGCUAAAGGGAAGCCUUUCUUCUGCCUGUGUGUGGUUGGUAUGAACUUUUCUCUGAUGAGCCACGUAAAGUUGCAUAAAAAAAACCACACGCUAAAAAGAUGUCUGCCAUGACGAAUGUGCAAGAGGAAGAAGAUGCAAUUGGUGGUUUGAUCAACUCUGAUGGAAAAGAGUUAGAAUGGGAUGCUGGCCGCUCUAGUAAGUGGAAAUAGUUUAGUUGUUAAAUGAUGAGACGGGAUGUCAUUCUCUCUGAAAACUAAAUGUCUCUAUGAUCUUUUUCAUAACGUGCUUAAAACCAAUGAUCAACAAUUAGUUAGAAGAAGCCUGGACUCGUCUUGCUGCUGCCAUGUGUGUGGAAAGAAAUUCUUGAACACCAGAGCUCUACAGCGACACCAGAGGACCCACGCUGGAGCCAAACCUCAUAAAUGCUCCCAUUGUGGGACAGCAUUCAGUGUCCUGAACAGACGAAGAAGAGACACCAUUUAAUACACACCAAAGAGAGAUCUUUCUCCUGUCCAGUGUGUGACACGAGAUUUUCUUGCAAGGACAGGCUGAAGGAACACCUCAGCAUACAGGGAUGUUCAGCUAAAGCCAAGGAAGCUGCGGAAGCUUUGGGUGGAGUGGAGACUGCCGACGCUACCGUCAGCUCAGAUACGUCGCGUUUGGAGAUCAAGUCUGAUGGAAAUAGGCCCCUGCAUCACCAUGGCAACCAAGACAACUAUGCUGCAGACAACCACAGCCAAUGGAACGGUGGUCAUUAUACAGCAUUCAUCCCGUGGGACCAAAACCCAAAUAUGUCUCACUGGAAAGCAGCAGAGGGCCACCGGGCUUAUGGUGCUCCAGCAGGAGCAAGCAUACAUUUCAGUGCCUUGCUCAGGGGCACAGUGGAACAGGAGCACUUUAAAGAGAGCUGUCCAGCGGAGCAGCCCUCCUGGGCUUCUGGGACUUCCUCUGUAUCCCCCCCCUCUGAGCCCGGGCUCACCACACCCCUCCCAUACAACACCACAUCGAAGAAAAUGCACCUGAGCGGGAUGGGUCCCGAGUUAAAUCACCAUGAAGAACACAGACCUGAAACGCAGGACCAGGAUGACAGAAAAGAACCUACAGAAGAAACUUUUAAAGGACCAGAACCUGAAAGCAGCUCCAAUGAACAACCUCAGGAAAAGCCGUCUGACGGGCCGAAACAAUGCCGGGGGCUUCGCAGACUCAAGAAGAACUACAACUGUCCGACCUGUGGGAGAGUUUUCUCUCACAACCCUGCUCUGCAACGACACCUUGUGAUCCACUCGGGGAAAAGACCUUUUAAGUGCUUUAUAUGUGGGAGAGGAUUCACGCAGAGCGGAAACCUCAAAACACACAUGAAAGUUCACAAAGGAGAGUUACCAAAUUGGACAUUAGUUCAAGAGAAGAGUCCACCUAAAGAAUCUCCUGUAACAGUUCACGUGUGUGGAGAGUGUGGCAUGGACUUCCCUCAGAAACAACAGCUAGAGGCACACUGCCAGAGUCACAAAAGGCCUUACGCGUGUCCUGACUGUGGCAAGACAUUUAAAAACAAAUAUUAUUUUAAAAUACAUAAGCGCAUUCACUCAGGAGAUUCGAUUUACAUCUGUUCAGAGUGCGGAAAGAGUUGUGUAACAGCAGAUUCGCUUAAAAAACACGAGUUGACGCAUACUGGAGAAAAGAAUUUCCACUGUGAUCAGUGUGGGAGGGCAUUUUCACAAUCCUCCCACCUCAACGUGCACCUCAAGACUCACACUGGAGAGCGGCCUUACCUCUGCUCAAUCUGCGGUAAAAGUUACUCCAAAGCAUCCCAUCUGAAAGUUCACCUGCGAGUUCACACCGGAGAUAAACCGUAUACUUGUGAGAAAUGUGGCAAGUGCUUCUAUUACUCUCAAGGUUAUCGAAAGCAUCUGAUGAUUCACGACAAGAAGCCAAAACCUCCAGCAAAACCCUUGGGGAGACCAAAACAAUAUCAGCUCCAUUGUUUUGUACAAAUGGGCUCUGAAAACCCAGAGGACUUUGGGCCAGCUGUAAUCCUCGCUGAGGAAGAUCAGCAAGAAAUUGGAGGCCUGAUCAACUCCGAUGGAGAAGAAGUGGAUUUCUCAGAUCUCAGUGAGCAAAUAAAUUGUAACAGAGAGAGUGCUAUCCAUGGCAUUGUACCAGCAGAGGCUCCCUCCAAGACGUUUGAUCAAAGUGAGACUGAAAAACCACCGUCUCUCCACAGCUGCUCAGUGUGUGGUAAAGACUUCCCUUACGCCUCUAAACUUCAGCGCCACCUACGCACUCACUCCGGAGAGCGGCCUUUCCCCUGCUCCAUGUGUGAGAAGAGAUUUCCAGAAAAGGGGCUGCUCAUGAUCCACGAAAGGGUCCACACUGGGGAGAAGCCAUUCCCGUGCACUUUCUGUGAGAAAAGAUUUGCCAGUCAGGGUGAGCUCAGACUGCACCGGCGAACGCACACCGGCGAGAGGCCGUAUCACUGCUCCAUCUGUCUGAAGAGCUUUUCCCGACACUGGCAUCUGAAGACUCACUUAGAGGCGAUGCACUCCGAGGUUGUGGCGGGCUUCACGAGGAAGAAGUUUCCAUGUUCGGACUGUGACAAGAGCUGUAACUCGGCAGCUGAGCUGAGAGAUCACCAGAGGACUCACACCGGAGAGAGGCCCUAUCAGUGCUCUUUCUGUGACAAAAGGUUCGCCUUGUCGGGAACACUUGUGAGACACGAGCGCCUCCAUACUGGCAUCACGCCCUACCACUGCUCCGACUGCGGUAAGACAUUUGCACAGCAGUGGACUCUGACGACACACAUGCGGACUCACACGGGGGAAAAGCCUUACAGCUGCACACAGUGCGAUAAGUCUUUUGUAGCUCCAGGAGAGCUUCGGAGGCACACCAGGAUUCACACAGGAGAAAAGCCGUACACCUGCGAGGACUGUGGGAGGCACUUCUCACUGGCAGGAACUCUCAGAAACCACAAACGAUCGUGUACACAGAACAAGAAUGGCUCAGUUCCAGGUGUAAUCUCAGACCCAGUUCAAGCUGUGGCUGGCGAAUCAUCCCAGCAAGACCUGGCCAACAACAUCUGCUCUGAGGGAGAGACAGCACACAGCCAUUACAAAGUGUCUGACAGUCAGAGUUUGCCCAGUGCAGAUGAGCCCCAUUCCUCAGAGGAUCAUAGCUGUGACAAAGCAGCCCAGUGUGGAAAUAACUCCCAAGAACCAGAAGACCGACCGGAGGACGUCACUUCCAGUCCACCUAUGAAUGUAAUAGUGAAAGAGGAGGAAGAAGAGGAACCCUUGUGUGAAGAAGCUCCUGACCAGCUGUCUGGUAGUGAGGAUUGCACCAUUCAGGAGGAAACUGAAGAGCAGCAUCAGGAAAGCAACGCAGAAAUUAGGAUAACGGUAAAGGAGGAAGAAGAGGAACUUGUGAACACGUCGGGAGAGGAUCCUGACCGUGUCUCUGGCAGUGACAAAGACAGCGCUCCAGCCUCACCAGGGCCGGAAGAGUGUAGCGACAAUCUGACAAAGAGCUCUUACUGCUGCGGGCUCUGUGGGAGAGACUGUCACAAGAUGUCGGCGCUUCAGAUUCACAUGCGAAUUCAUUCGGGUGAGAAGCCUUACCAGUGCAGUCUGUGUGGAAAGCAGUUCACCCAGAAAGGUCAGCUCAAGGGUCACCAGAAAGUCCACACGGGAGAGAAACCGUUCUCCUGCCCAGACUGCGGGAAGUGCUUCGCCCACUCGGGGGCCAUGAACAGACACCGGCUCACACACACAGGAGAGCGGCCCUACCACUGCUCGGUGUGCGACCGGAGCUUCAACCAGUCUGGCCGCUUGAGGGAACAUGAGAAGAUCCACUUCGGGGAGAAGUUUGACUGUCCCGAAUGCGAAAAGAGUUUUACCCGAGCUUCGAGCCUCAAGAACCAUUUCAGGCUACACACGGGCGAGAGGCCGUACGGCUGCGACAUCUGCGGGCGAGGCUUCAGCCGCUCCCAAAGCCUGAGGCUCCACAAACGGAAACACGAGCAGAUUCACACUGAGGAGGAGUCUGGAUUCAGCGCGAAGAACGACGAUUCAUCGCAGAGUGACGAUAACUCUCCGAUUAAUAUGUGUAUAGCAGACAAAAAUGACUGAAAAUGUAUUUAUUUAAACUGCAGAGAUAUGUACCAGUAGUAUUGUAACGAUAGAAUGAAGAUUUUAGGCAGUAAAACGUGAACUGAAAAAGUUCGGGGACUACCUCUGUGAAAGAACUGUCAUUAAAACUAUGUGGUGGUUCACAUAAAAGUAUUAAAGCUAAAAUAUUUAACUCCCUGAAAUGAAUAAACGCACACGUGUCAGGUGAUGUUCAGCAACUAACACUUUCCGACAAAAUGACCAAACACAUUUACUACAAACACAACUUUCGUAAAAUCUUGGAAACUGUUAAGAUGAUAGAUUUUAGAGGUCCUAUUUAUUCUCUUUAUCACUCUUACCUAAGUUAGUUGCAACAAAAUAUCACACUCACAUUUAGAGUAUUUACUGUAGUGCAAAUGACUUAUUUAAGGUCUGUGAUUUCUAGGGCUGUCCUCGACUAAAGAAAUUCUUAGUCGACUAACACUUUUAGGAUUUUGUCGACUAAUCGAUUAGU
Messenger RNA from Perca flavescens (yellow perch), 5082 nucleotides. RefSeq names its product zinc finger protein 271. Bases 891 to 4589 code for a protein of 1232 amino acids. Lineage: Eukaryota; Metazoa; Chordata; Actinopteri; Perciformes; Percidae. The transcript is spliced from 14 exons. Gene Ontology annotation, molecular function: RNA polymerase II cis-regulatory region sequence-specific DNA binding; DNA-binding transcription factor activity, RNA polymerase II-specific. Gene Ontology annotation, biological process: regulation of transcription by RNA polymerase II. The record is from RefSeq and is a predicted model, not a curated record.